AAGAAGAGCAGGCGAUCAAGAAAGCAACUUGUUUCUGCAGCAAGAAACUCAUCCCCAGGCAUCAUGAAGACUCUGACUCUGCUCUCCAUCUGUGCUCUUCUGUCAGUGUGCUGGUCCAUGGGAGCUGUGGAACCAGAGGUGGUCGUGGACCCUGAUUACGACAUGGGUGCUGAUGCUGACACGGAUGCUGAUGCUGACACGGAGGCUGAUGCUGCACCUACUGCACCUGCCGAUUCCUCCUCCUCCUCUGAGUCCGACUCCAACUCUUCCUCCGACUCCUCAGUAUCCGAUUCCAACUCAGGCGCUGACUCGUCGGCCUCCAAUUCAUCCUCCUCUUCCUCGGAAUCCUCUGAGUCGUCAUCGUCUGAGUCCUCCGAAUCCUCCUCCUCCGAGUCCAAUUCUUCCCCUGACUCGUCUUCCUCCUCUUCCUCUUCCUCCUCAUCCUCAUCGGAGUCAGCUAGCACUGAGGCUCCUCCAGUGGUGAUGAAGAGAGACCUGGCUGCUGUUCUCCUGAGGAGAAGGAGAGCGACAGGACCCCUCACCCCUCUGCAGCUGGAAAGCCUGCAGGAGGUGUGUGAGUUGAGCGUGGCCUGUGACGAGAUGUCUGAGACCGCGGGGAUCGUGGCUGCGUACACCGCCUACUAUGGACCUGUCCCCUUCUAAGUUCAAGACUUUUUCUUUUCAUCCAUGUGUGGAGUUUUCUUUGUCCUCUUUUGAGAUAAUGGUGCAAUAACCCCCUGAAAUACAAAAAAGGAGCAGACAAUUUAAAAAAGAAUGGGUUCGGUCCGUGUUAUGAUGCUAGAUGGAGAUUUUAUUUAGGCACCGAUCCUUGCAAAUCUGACCAGCAUUAGUUGUCCAGUAUGAAAAAAGGCGUCUUCCAGGCUUUUAGAGAGAGGCACAUGGAAACACGAGUCUGUGAAGUAUAUGCAGACACCAACAAGAAUUUUAAAUAUUCUUCUCAUUUCUCGGGUAAAAAUAAAUAAAUGGUGCUACGAAUGCAAAUGUAUUGUAUGUUAAUAUGUCAAUGUUUUUAUAUCAUGCUUUUAAUUUUACACGUAGUAGUUGUAGUGAGUAGUGGAUGUAGUAACUACUUCUUAGAGGUACGGCAGUUUUUAGAUGUAUUAUGUAUUGAUAGUGGUAGUGUACAGUGGUUGUUAA
Messenger RNA from Pleuronectes platessa (European plaice), 1158 nucleotides. It is a transcript of the gene bglapl, whose product is annotated as bone gamma-carboxyglutamate (gla) protein, like. The transcript has 4 exons. Lineage: Eukaryota; Metazoa; Chordata; Actinopteri; Pleuronectiformes; Pleuronectidae. Gene Ontology annotation, cellular component: extracellular region. Gene Ontology annotation, biological process: response to vitamin K; osteoblast differentiation; bone development. Gene Ontology annotation, molecular function: calcium ion binding; structural constituent of bone; hydroxyapatite binding. The record is from RefSeq and is a predicted model, not a curated record. The coding region runs from base 64 to 663 and encodes 199 amino acids.